AAGUUGUAAUGUGCCUGGUUGACUAGUUGUGAUUGUGCAAAUACGUGGUAGUAUAUAUGUUCACGUUAUUUCACAUUGUAUUUGAGGAAAUGGGAUCCAACGUGGAGCUGGUAUGGCCAGAGGCAGAGGUAUAUUCGUCACGGGUGAACAACUGCUCACAUGCAAAUUCAUCUCUAGCUGCAAUUCGAGCGAAGUUGAGUGCGGAACAAUUAGAACAAUUCAAGACAUCAUGCUUUGGCCAUCUUCUGACUAUAGAUAAGAUUCAGUUUAGCGGGCAGAUUGUGCAUGGGGUUGUGUUGCGUAGAGUAGCGGGGCAGGGUGUGAAAGACUUGGAUGGACUGAGUUUCUUAUUAGGGUGUGACGCUGCUCAGUUCACUCGUCAGGAUUUCUGUUUGAUCACAGGGUUUCGUUUUGGGGAAGUGCCUGAAGUUUCCAGUGGAGAGAGUGAUGAAAUCAGACUUCAGAAAAGAUAUUUUAUAGACGAAGGAAUUACAUGCAAUGCUUUAGAAGAAGCAUUUGUGAGGUGCACAGAGGAAGAUGACAUCUACAAGCUAGCUCUUGUUUACUUUGCUGAGUUAGUGGUUUUGGGAAGGGACAAACAUUUGAACAUCAAUCUAAAUUACCUGACCCUUGUAGAGGACUUGGAUGCGUUCAACAGGUAUCCGUGGGGUUCGGUGUCCUUUGACAAAACCCAAGACAGUCUAUUUUCUGCACCAACAAAGUAUGUGAAAAGCUUGGAAAAUGAAGAGGGAAGAGGGAAGGGGAAAAGUAAGGUAACGGGAACAAGCCGGAGAAAUGAGAAGGGCAAGAAGGAUAAGCAUGGUGAAGCGCAAAGGAGUGGCUGGAGUUUUAAAGGUUUCACGUAUGCUUUCCAGAUUUGGGUAUAUGAAUUAAUUCCUAGAAUGGCGGACCUGAAUUACUGCAAGGUUGUUGAUCCGACCGCUGUCCCGCGUAUUUUGCGAUGGAGAACUACUACGUCUGUUCCAGAGAUGAGAAAGUUGAACAAUUAUUUUUUCCAGAGCAAAGAGUCAGUUCAGUUGCGGGCGCUAUGUCCGAGUGAAGAGGAAAUGAGACAGCCAUAUUGGAGUUGGCCACAGGAUCGCCCUGCUGUUGUCUCGGCAGAGUCAAUUCCUUCUUCAUGUGGUGAUCUUGAUGAGUUGAACAAGGUGGUAAGCUUGUUGAGGUCCGAGUUGUUUCAAGUAAAGCGGGAAAAAGACGUCCUUCACUUAAAGGUCAUACGGAUGGAAAAACUGUUGGACCAAUGUUUAGGUCCUCAGUUUGAGCAGGAAGUAAGGAGGGACCUAGCUUUACUGAAACAAAGGACGAAUCGUUGUGUCGUCUCACAUCUAUUUAAGGGAUAUAGGGAAAUGGAUGACAUUCAAUGGGAUGAAGGGCCAAAGCACGGAGGGGACACUGCUUGA
Messenger RNA from Prunus persica (peach), 1421 nucleotides. RefSeq lists its product as uncharacterized. The transcript is spliced from 4 exons. Bases 57 to 1421 code for a protein of 454 amino acids. The record is from RefSeq and is a predicted model, not a curated record. Lineage: Eukaryota; Viridiplantae; Streptophyta; Magnoliopsida; Rosales; Rosaceae.